Molecule: messenger RNA, 3226 nt
Organism: Stegastes partitus (bicolor damselfish)
Lineage: Eukaryota; Metazoa; Chordata; Actinopteri; Pomacentridae
Gene: elk3
Product: ETS transcription factor ELK3
Exons: 5
Coding region: 1-1470 (489 amino acids)
Biological process (GO): regulation of transcription by RNA polymerase II; cell differentiation
Cellular component (GO): nucleus
Molecular function (GO): DNA-binding transcription factor activity, RNA polymerase II-specific; sequence-specific DNA binding
Source: RefSeq, a predicted model, not a curated record
AUGGGAAAUAGAGAUUGUGUGUGUGUGUGUGUGUGUGUGUGUGUGUGUGUGUGUUUACACAGACGGGAAUACUGCGCCAGAGGAAGUGCGCCCGUUCUCCGUCUGCGCGUCCCGACUUCCUGCUCUGAGGCAGGAGAGAGAAAAGCUGCGGAUCCGCUUUCAGACAGCGGGGCAGCAGCAGCAGCAGCAUGGAGCCCCAACACAGCACACACACACCGCUGUAAAGUCCCAAACGCACACAUCACGCACCGGCAGACGACAGAGGAGCAGCCGCCGUCCACAGCUGGGUCUCCGGUGUCUCUCUGGUGUCAUCGUGUCAUGGAGAGCUCCAUCACUCUCUGGCAGUUCCUGCUGCAGCUGCUGCUCGAUCAAAGCCACAAACAUCUCAUCUGCUGGACGUCCAAUGACGGCGAGUUCAAGCUGCUCAAGUCCGAGGAAGUGGCCAAGCUGUGGGGGCUGCGCAAGAAUAAAACCAACAUGAACUAUGACAAGCUGAGCAGAGCGCUGAGAUACUACUACGACAAAAACAUCAUCAAGAAGGUGAUUGGCCAGAAGUUUGUCUACAAGUUUGUGUCGUUCCCUGAGAUCCUGAAGAUGGACCCGGCCGUGGUGGAGUCAGGUCGCAGCAGUGAGGAGAGUGUUGGUGCCACAUCGGAGCCUGAGGCCGAGGACGAGGACGGCGGUGACAGAAACCAGUACCUCCACUCUGGCCUGUACUCCUCCUUCAGCAUCAGCUCCCUGCAGCGCUCCUUGGAGCGACACCGGCCCAUCAAGACUGAACCCAGGUCCGACCGCCAUGACGACAGCUCCUCCGUCAUCCGAUUCAUUACCAACCGUGGCCACUCCUCCCUCCCCUCCACCCCACCCCCGUCCUUCGCCGAGAACUCCCACCUCUCCGGGCUGUCUCCUCGGCUGGCCGGCUCCUCCUCCUGCUCCUCCUCCCCGGCACAAAGCCCCGCCCACACUCUGGGGAGGGGGAAGGGCCUGAGUGCGGAUGCUGAUGAGUUAGAGUUAAACGCUCAGCCUCUGAACCUGUCAUCUGGGCAGAGGGAGAGGGAGAGGUCACAGAGCACAACGACGCCAGAGAGGAGGGGACUGGCCAACGGCACGCCAAUGAAAGGCAGAAAACCCAAAAGUCUGGAAAUCUCCUCCUCCUCUCUGCUCCUGACGGGCAGUGACCUCGUCUCCAUCGCCCUCAACAGCCCGGCGCUACCUUCAGGGUCCCUGACACCCACCUUCCUCACCACACAGACUCCGUCUGGUCUGCUGCUCACUCCCAGUCCUCUCCUCUCCAAUAUCCGUUUCUGGUCCAGCCUGAGUCCGGUGGGACCCCUGAGCCCCGCCCAGCUGCAGAGCCACGCACCCUUCUUCCAGUUCCCCACUCUGCUGAAUGGACCCCUUCCCAUGCCUUUACCCAGCGUGGACGCUGCCUCUCCUCUGCUGCUCUCCUCCACCUCCCACAAGUCCUGAUGCCAGACCGAACUCCAAGAGCAAACUGGGCCAAAGCAGCCAGAGCUGGGCACAAAUCCCAACCAAACCAAUAAUCAUUAAACUGUCAAGAUGAACCACACGGGAUCUGGACUCCAUCUGAGUCCAGUUACCAUUUGGUUUUUAAACCUGUUCCUUUGCAUUUGUUACGGAAGAAACAGGAGCUUCACUCUGAAGCUUUGCUCUCUGAGAAGAGUAUUUGCAUUGGACAUUUAUUUCUAUGUUUGUUUACUGCAGGUCAACUUUAACAUCUGUGUUUGGUCUUUUGCUUGUUUUUUUUUCAGCACAUAAAUACCUAAAUUUCUUUUCAUACAAAGAAAUAAGUGAAGGCCAGACUUCAACAUUCAUCUCAUUCUAUUACCCUUCUCCUUCCACUUUGUGUCAAACCAGUGAUAUAGACUGGUUAACAUGUUAUGAAUGCCCUUGCUAUUUUCCCCCUGACUUGACUGAUCUCCAUAUCCACACAUUUGACUCAAACGAAGAAGAUCCGAGGAAGUCCUUGUCAGGAUUUAUGAGAUUAUGAUCCCUCACUGAGCCAGAAAGAUGUACAAGUGUAAUCCAGAAUGACAGGAACUUCUCUUAGUGGACUCAAGAACAGCUUCCAGAAGUGCUUGUUGUGCUGCCAUACAAUUAAAUGUGGGACAAAAUUUUGCUUUCUUGCAAAAGGUGAGAGUUCCACAAGAAGACUGUUCACACUCUGACAAAUGUACGCAUGAAAUGAAGCUACAGCCAGGAGACUGUUACCAUAGAGGAACCAGAAAACAGACAGCUUUGUUCUGUCAGAAGGUAACAAAAUCCAACUAGCAGCAGCUAAAAGAUCAGCUUAACUGAUAAAUGAAAGUUGACUGGCAGAUUCAGUGACUGAGGAGCUGGCUCUCUUGUAUUGUGCUUUGAGUGGUUGUUUAUUCUCCCCUACAUAUAUAUAUAGAUAUAGGUCUGUGUGCUCCUCGCUGCAUUUAACUGCAUAUACAGUUACAAUCAAUGAGCUUCAAGAGGUGCUGCUAAGUGGAUUUUACCUUUGGACAAACUAGGUGUCUCCCCCCCCACUGCAAGUCUUAAUGCUAAGCUAAGCUAAUCGCCUCCUGGCUCCAGCUUCAUAUUGAUUGCACAGAUAUGAGCGAUGUGUCAAUCUUCUCAUCUCAUUCUCUGCAAAGAAAGCAAAGCAUUUCCCCACAUUUGAUCAGGAUGGAAUUAUAACUGGAUAAUUAGACGCUACAGGCUUCGCAGGCCAGUAAAGAAUUUGAGGUUGACGAGAUCGUGCUUUUCUCCUGUGCCCAGACUUCCCUUUAAGAGACCAAAUCUCCCAAAUUUGCACAAUUUUGGAUGUUGCAGGUCUCAAGAUUAUUGUUACACAACGUCCAGAUCUUGAUUCUUUGAGUUGGAAAUGUGAACAUGAGAUGGAACCUUCACUGACUCCUAGCAGAGCAGCUGCUAGCCAGAGCGCUGAAAUGCUGUGGAAGUUGAUUUUUUUUUUGUUUUUAUUCUGUAUAAUUUCCCCAAAUUUAUUUUAAUGCACUGUACUUUUUAAGCCUUGUACCAGCUGUGCCUUCCAUAAUGUAAGAUUAAUGUAAAUGUGUUAAGCUUUAAUAGACAUGCCAGGUCACAAUUGCACAACGGCUCCUGGUUAUUUUUAUAGUGAAAUUAAUGGAAGUGUAUUCUCAGUGAUUUGCUUGUUUUCAGCAGUUUUUAAAAAAAAAAGAAUUUUACUGUUUUUUGGAAUAAAAAUGAAUGAAUUCUC